AUGCAACAACUUGUUAAUUCGCAAUUGAAAGCCAUUACUUAAAUUCUGCCGAGUUUUCCGUCGAGUUUUGCGUGAAGUCAAAAAUGGCUUUACCAACCUGUUUUACCUUAUACCUCCUCCAUCCUCGUUAAUACCUAUUUAUAAUCCCAGUGUUGUAUGCAUCUCUGAUAUAAAUACACAUUCUAAAUAUAAAAUAGUCCCAGCUUUCCGUCCGCCGUGCUCGGCAAACGACCCGUCCGCAGCAUCAAUCGAAUAAAAUUUCCUCAAGCCCCAAAGCCCUCAAAAUCAGCGCUCGCACAACCGAUUUCCCCGAUCGAAACCAUGCAACGUCAAGUGUGCGCCCCAACCUUGCUUUACCAAAAUUGUGUUUAGUGCGUGUGCGAAAUGUCGCAAGGAACGCAGUUAAAACGCAGCCAAAAGACGGAGUUUUCGCCGAUUGUGACCCGCGAACGCAGCUUCGUUCGCCCAAAUAAAGACCCGCAGAAGAGGCGCAGCCACACGAUGGCCACCAUCAAAGGCAAGCCCACGAUGGAAAUCUACAGGCCGCCGAACGUGCGGACCGACAUUCCCAACUCGGGGGGAAAACUGAACGUGCACGCGAAGGAGUUCACAAUGAGCCCGCACGAGCUGCAGCCGUCGAAGUCGAGCGGGAACCUGGCCGGGAACUUCGACGCCAUCCAGCUGCAGCAUUCGAAAUCCAGCGGGAACAUCCUGAGGCACCCCACCUUGAUCCCCAUCAUUUCCACGCCCUUGCCUCUCCCUCUGCUCCACUCGACGUCCUCCUCGCACAUUUUGAACCUCCCGAGGGUUAACUACCAAUUCGGGAACGAAAUUCUGGCUCAUAGUAUCUUCGCUCCGAAGCAAACUCCCGUCCAGACCAACUGGAAUAACUACCAGCAAAGCAACAAUCUGGCCAAUUUGAAGCGUUCCAAAAGUCUAGGCGCCUCAGAUUCGCACAAUUUGGCCGCGAAACUCAAAGAAAUGGCGAAGGAAGACAUCGAUGUUGGGAUUUUCCCCAGCGAGCACCAAGCUAACUUGAAACUAGCCAUGGAGGACCCCAACCAGAUCUCCUCCCGGGUCAUGAUGGACCUGGUGAAAGUGAUAAUGGAGCAAGUGGUGGAAGGGAUGCGGUUUUGCGAAGCUGGGGCCAAGCUGUGUGUGGCCAUCAUCGAAAAGGAGCAAAACCAGACGUUCCUGGAAUCCCUGCUGAACAUGUGCCAGCAGUGGUACCAGGAGCGGGACAAAAUCCUGCGGGGGGUGAAGGCCGGAGACGGCACCAGGUUCACAGCGUUCAUGUGGUUCCUGACGGAGAUGUGCGGCCAGCUGAAGCGGCACCACAUCCGGGAGCAGUACGAGGCGCUCCAGCCCGACCUGGUGCUGCUCUCGGUGCUGGCCAAGUGCUGCCAGGCGUGCGUCAGUUUGCCCAUCAAGUGUCUGGCGGAGACGGAGUGCCUGUUCUUUGUGCUGACGUCCAUCGGGAGGGAUCUGGAGACGGAGUUGCCCCAGCAGCUGGAGCAGCUGCUGGCAAGUGUGAGGGAUGGGUUUCUGGCCAGUGCUGGGGCGCCGGCUGUCAGACGCACGCUUCUGCAGCUGAUUGAGUUGCAUGCGUCCAAUUGGCAGCUGCCGGGAUCGUCGGUUCUGUAUUAUUAUCCCAGGAUAAAGUGAAGGAGGAAAUUGGCGGGACGUGGACCAAGAGAUUGUGUGCGUGUGUGUGUGUGGAGGUGAAAGUUUUAUUUAUGUGCUGUAACAUUUAUUCACAAAACACUGUAAGAAUUUUUAACAAUAAAAUUUUACAAACCA
Tribolium castaneum (red flour beetle) is the source of this 1800-nucleotide messenger RNA. RefSeq lists its product as uncharacterized. Bases 385 to 1665 code for a protein of 426 amino acids. Gene Ontology annotation, cellular component: cytosol. The record is from RefSeq and is a predicted model, not a curated record. NCBI's taxonomy places the organism in Eukaryota, Metazoa, Arthropoda, Insecta, Coleoptera, Tenebrionidae. Gene Ontology annotation, molecular function: RNA binding; protein binding; translation activator activity. Gene Ontology annotation, biological process: regulation of translational initiation. The transcript has 2 exons.